GUUGCUUAAGCACACUUGUAACGUGCUUUGCUUUACAAAAAUGGUGCCAAUAGGGCCAUUGUUAAAAACAGUAUUGAUCCUUAGGAAGUGAUGCAAAAGGAAACAUCCCAGUUUCCCAGUGUUAUGUCCCACACAGAUAAGCAAUGCACUUGCUAAUUUUAAAGCCAAAAAGGGAAGGAAGCAUGACAGCCAAGUUUCCGCCAUAGCAAACACUGUAGGAGAAAGAAAGCAAAAAAGCCUGUCUUCAUGUUCAUCUGUAGGCUCAGAGUCUGUGUGGGAUCUAACACUGACUUAUGGUGGAAUAAUGGCACAUAAUGAAACACAUCCCUUCUUGGAAAUACUGAAAUCAUUUAACCUGGGGGAUAUGAUUCUAGCCUUCUGUUUAUCUGUGCUUGUGGGCCUGCUGCUGGGUGCUUUGAUCUACGUGCUGUUGACCUGGGUGUCCAGGCGCAGGGCCACCGCCAGGAUAACCAGGCGCUCAAAAAAGAAAUCUGGUUCUUCACAAACACAUGACCUCAUGAGCAGCCAGAUGGGCCUUUAUCGAAGCACGUUUUUGGGUGUCUACAGACAGCCCUCUCUGGAGCCAGUGGGCCCUUUGGGGAGUAAGCCCAGUACAGAGAACUCCACUUUUCGCCCACUACCCAAGAGAAGCAAAACUGAUCUGGAGAUGGGAGAUGACACCCAGGUCACUAUGCCUGAGGACACAGCAGCUUCAAACUCAUCGGAUUCAGCAUCACUUGUACCAAACAAGAGACACUCCUUCUGGUUGGGCAGCAAUGGACUCAAAGGGUUCCUCCCCUCACAGACUCCCCCUCCUGCAUACGACAGCAUCAUCCAUGCCUUUGAAGAGACUUGCACUUAAAACUGUCAGCACUGAAACAAUAAGAACUGAAAAGAGAGAACAUCCUGGAGAUUACAGUGGACUUUGUAGAUGUGUUCUGCUCUUUAAAAAGGACAGUUACCUCUGCAUAUUGACAGACCAAAACAUUUCCGUCACUUUCUAAAGCAGCAUCUUAAACUGAAACUGAACAAGAUCUUAUACAUUAUGAGACCGAUGAGGGAUGACCAAGUGAAGAUAGUGAAAUUUUCAUAAUUGAAUAAUAUGAAAGUUACUUUCUCAGUUAGAUGAUUAGAUGAAUGCCCAUUACAGUUUCCCAGAGCCAAAGGUGAUGUCUUCAAAUGUCUUGUUGUGUUCCAGAAUUAUUCAAGCAGACAAGCAGCAAAUAUUGGGACAAGCAAUUUUGCAUGAGAAAUUACUCAAAUGAUUAAUUGAUUAUGGAAGUAGCUAUUUUUCGUUGAUCAUUUCUAAUAUAAUGUUGUUAUGACAGUUGCAGGGCAUCUCAUAACCUCAUGUAAAUCUUAUGUAGUCCAGCAGUUGAUAGAUACUGGUAAUAAUAAGAGAAACACUGUGUGCUCAGUAGUUAUAUUAUCUAAUUUCACAAUAAAGAUUUAAUGGUGAUCAUAUACUAGUGAUUGUGCUUAUGUGCAAAAA
Molecule: messenger RNA, 1492 nt
Organism: Monopterus albus (swamp eel)
Lineage: Eukaryota; Metazoa; Chordata; Actinopteri; Synbranchiformes; Synbranchidae
Gene: myct1b
Product: myc target 1b
Exons: 2
Coding region: 305-862 (185 amino acids)
Cellular component (GO): nucleoplasm
Source: RefSeq, a predicted model, not a curated record